AAGAUCACGGAACCACGCCAGGAUCCUUCCGCCGUCGGCGACGUCGCUCCUGACGUCACCUCAACACGUAAACCACACAAUUAAGUUUAUUCCUCUCUCUCUCCGUCAACUUAAACCGGUGUUUGUAUAUAAAUCUGAUUGAUAUAGAAAUCGAAACUCAAAUUGGAGAACAUUCGAGAAGCUUUGGAUUUUUGAAUCACGAAGACAUGGAAAAAACAGAAUCUGUAUCAGGAAAGGGGAAGAGAGUGAUUGUUAUCGGCGGCGGAAUCGCCGGCUCUCUCGCUUCGAAAUUUCUUCAAUUCGAUUCCGAUCUCACCCUCAUUGAUCCGUAAGCUUUUGGUUCAUUAAUUUCAAAUGUUGGAGACAUUGUGUGUUUAUUUGUCUUAAAUCUUGAUUAAUUUCAAUUAGGACAUGACAUAGUUUGAUCAGUUUAGAUGUGUCUUAAUCUUGAUUAAUCUCAAUUUAGGAAGGAGUAUUUUGAGAUUAUUUGGGCAAGUUUAAGGUCAAUGGUAGAGCCAGCUUUUGCUGAAAGAUCGGUGAUAAACCACAAGAAGUAUUUACAAAAUGGUCGUGUUGUGACUUCUCCAGCGGUUAAUAUCACAGACACCGAUGUUUUGACCGCGGAUGGUCUUGUCUUUGGGUAUGAUUAUCUUGUUAUUGCUACUGGUCACAAUGAUGUGCUUCCUAAAACUAGGCAAGAGAAGUUAUCUCAAUACCAAACAGAACAUGAGAAGAUCAAGUCAUCUGAGUCGAUUCUGAUUGUUGGUGGAGGUCCGUCGGGUGUGGAGCUCGCUGCGGAGAUAGCUGUCGAUUUCCCUGAGAAAAAGGUUACUAUAGUACACAAUGGACCGAGAUUGCUGGAAUUUGUUGGUCAGAAAGCUGCAGACAAGGCAUUAGACUGGAUGAAGUCCAAGAGAGUUGAAGUGAUAUUGAACCAAAGGGUUGAUUUGAGUUCAGCUUCAGAUGGGAGUAAAACGUACCGAACAUCGGGUGGAGAGACGAUACACGCGGAUUGUCACUUCCUCUGUACUGGAAAACCUUUGUCUUCAGAAUGGCUAAAAGGAACUGUUCUGAAAGAUAACUUGGAUGGCAAAGGAAGGCUUAUGGUCGAUGAGUACUUGAGAGUUAAGGGUCGCAAGAAUGUAUUCGCUAUUGGUGAUAUUACUGAUGUCCCGGAGAUGAAACAAGGCUACAUUGCUGAGAAACACGCCUCUGUAGCUACAAAGAACAUAAAGUUGUUGAUGUCUGGUGGGAACGAGAAGAAGAUGUCGACUUACAAGCCUGGUCCGGACAUUGCCAUAAUAUCUUUAGGAAGAAAGGACUCGGUUGCUCAGUUCCCAUUCAUGACAGUCUCGGGUUGCAUACCUGGUUUGAUCAAAUCUAAGGAUCUGUUUGUCGGGAAGACGAGGAAGGCAAGAGGUCUGGAUCCUAACCUUGUGGAGCCUUGAGUGAUUGUGCUUAUCUUCAUGAUGAGAUUCUUCUUGUGCAGGCGCAUUUCGUCGUUUAUUUCAUCACACGUUUGUUGUAUGUUGAUUUGGUCCACUCUCCUGUUUGUGGAUUCUCAGAGUGGAGUGUUGUUUGCUUUUGUUGUAACAUGAUUUGUAAAGAAUCUGUUCGAUUUCUCUAAAAGGAACCAAAGUUGUUCAAUAAGCCAUAACUUAUGAAGCAAUAUAGCUCAGCGCUAAAGAAA
Molecule: messenger RNA, 1690 nt
Organism: Arabidopsis thaliana (thale cress)
Lineage: Eukaryota; Viridiplantae; Streptophyta; Magnoliopsida; Brassicales; Brassicaceae
Product: FAD/NAD(P)-binding oxidoreductase family protein
Exons: 3
Coding region: 507-1448 (313 amino acids)
Biological process (GO): regulation of programmed cell death; respiratory electron transport chain
Molecular function (GO): oxidoreductase activity
Source: RefSeq, marked reviewed